AUGUAUUAGUGGCCGAUGGCGCGCACAGAAGUGGAUGCCGGUGAAUAUUAGUAAAGUAAGAUGUCGUGCGCUGGGAUGGGACGUGCCUUUUACAUCGCAUGUUUUUCUCUCCUCUUGGGAGUUGUAAGUGCAAAUAAUCAACGAGUGGCAAAAGAAUCUUUGGUAGAACAGCUCGAUGAAGAAAAUUGGGAUCGUAUGCUUCAUGGAGAAUGGAUGGUGGAAUUUUAUGCUCCAUGGUGUCCAGCUUGUAGAUCUCUUGAGCCUAUAUGGGAACAUCUAGCUUCUUGGAAAGAAAAUCUAAAUAUAAAUGUUGGCAAAGUAGAUGUAACUAAUUCUCCAGGACUUAGUGGCCGCUUCAUGGUUACAGCUUUGCCUACUAUUUAUCAUGUAAUAGAUGGUGUCUUCAGACAAUACAAGAGUCCAAGAGAUGAAGAUGCACUUAUUGAAUUUGUAUCAGAAAAAACUUGGAAGAAGAUUGAUCCUAUACCCAGUUGGAAAAGUCCAACUUCUAUUCAUAUGUCUGUUCUUAGUCAAUUCUUUAGAUUAUCACAAGUAUUAAGGGGUAUUCAUAAUAAUCUUACAGAAGAUUUUGGAUUGCCAACAUGGGGAAGUUAUUUGAUCUUUGCUAUUGCAACUAUUAUUCUAGGUGCUAUAUUGGGCAUAAUCAUUAUAUGUCUUAUUGACUUGAUUUAUCCACCUAAAUCUAUACAACUUCAAGGAAAGAAGAAACAGCAGGAUGGAAGCGGUACAGUUGUGCAAGAAAAAAGUUCUGGAGAUGAUGAAAUCGUUGAAAAUGUAAAAGAUGAUUUAGUAGAUGAAGAAGGUUCAGAAUCGGAGGAAAUAACUGAAACAAGCAGUAAAGAAAAGGAUUCCAAAGCAGAUACCAGCAGUCCGAAUGUUCGUAAGCGUAAGCCACGUAAAGCUGACUAGAGAUAUUAAUUUGUUAAAUGUAAAUAAUUCAUGGUCUCAGAAAAUUGCGCAGAUGACAUUUAUGCAUUUGUUGUUGUAAUCCACAUUUACGAAUCGAAGUGCUAUUUCAUCCAAUGUAAAGUGGCUAUCUUGCACUUUACAUUACACUCGUUAACAAAUUUAACAAGUAUUCAAGUAAAUAUGGCAACUUUCUAAGAAAUAAAUUAACGAUUACUAUA
Messenger RNA from Vespa crabro (European hornet), 1148 nucleotides. RefSeq names its product thioredoxin-related transmembrane protein 1. The record is from RefSeq and is a predicted model, not a curated record. Bases 61 to 930 code for a protein of 289 amino acids. NCBI's taxonomy places the organism in Eukaryota, Metazoa, Arthropoda, Insecta, Hymenoptera, Vespidae. The transcript is spliced from 5 exons.